AUGGGAAUAGUUUUCACACGUCAUGGUAGUAAUUUUGAUAUAGUUAUAUCAUGUGAUAAGUCAAUUCCUCAUCUUCUUACUGAUAAAAAUAUUUUUUUUGCACUUAAACAAAUGUAUUCUUGUUUACGACCAGGUGAUGGUUGUUUGAUUAUAAUUCGAGAUUAUGAUCGAGAACAACGUGGUGCAGCUACUGCUGUGGUAAGCAAUACUAGUGUCGGAAAUGCUGCUACUAUAUUAAAAGGUGUGUGGGUCAAUGAAUUGGGUUCGACAUUAAAUAUUACUAGUGUUUUUAAAUCAACAUUGCAAAUUAAAGGAAAUUAUCGAUCACCAUCAGGUACAGCAGGUGAUCAAUAUGCAUUGAAUGGUUUUGUUAACUUAUCUCCAAUGGUAACCGGCAAACAUAAUGUAAUUGUUGUGAGUUUUACUGUUCAUUGGAGUAAUAUUGGUUCUGUGACAACAUGGAAUGGGUUCUAUUCUGAAGGCGAUUAUGAUGAUAAAGACGGUGCUCCUGGAAGAAUUAUUUGUCAAUGGUUGCUAGUUCGUCCUGUUACAAAUUAUAAAUGGGAUCACAUUUUAACAGGACAAGACAGAUUCACAAAGAAAACAUAA
Rotaria sp. Silwood2 is the source of this 609-nucleotide messenger RNA. NCBI's taxonomy places the organism in Eukaryota, Metazoa, Rotifera, Eurotatoria, Philodinida, Philodinidae. The record is from the annotation of a GenBank genome assembly.